CCCAUUCAAAUUUUCAUGCAACCAAAGUGAAAGUAGGAAGAGUAUUUUUUGUCUUCACAGUGAUCUAUUUGUUUCUCAUUUAUUCCUUAAAAAAGAAACACAUACUAGGAUUUGAACCGUGGUCAUUUUUAAAAAAGAAACACAUACUAGGAUUUGAACCGUGGUCAUUUUCAAUAAUGACAAGAAUCUUAACCAAUCAAGCUACAUAUAUUAGAUGUACCAUUUUAAAUAAAAAACAUACAUGAAACUAACAUUAAAAAAUAACAGAACUUUUCAACGGUUAGCUAAGGUCACUAAAUCUUCGUUCGGUACUUAUUGGUAUUUUUAUACUUUAAUUUUUAUAUUUUAUUAUCUUAAUAAUACUUUGAUACUUAAUUUAAAUUUCUAUUUAUCUUAUAAUUUUCUAUCUAUCUUAUAAGGUCACUAAAGUUCUAUUUAUCAUUGGUUCAAUAUUACAUAUCGAAUUUGUAUAAGCGAUGUUGAACUCUUGCAUUAGUAUUACUUUAUAGAACUACCGUGAGACAAUUAUAUCCAUAUCUUGCUGCAAACAAUAUGGGGAUGAGUUCUUUGGACGUUUUAGCUAGGCUAACCGUUAACUUCUAAACAUCUACCUAAUAUGAUAGACAUGAUUGGAUUCAACAAUCAUUAAACGAGGUUGAGUUUAAUAAGUUGGUUUAUUUCCUCUUUUUUUAUGUAUUAAAUUGAAUUGUAGAGCAAAGACAUGUCUACAUAUACACUCUACACAAUAUAUACUAUUGGCAUAAUAAAAUUUGUCGUCUCAUUUCAAAUUUCAUACAAUGAGAGCAAAAGUAUGAAUGACAUUUUUGUCUUCGCCAUUAUUUAUCUUUAUUUUGUAUAGAAAAUAGACAAGUAUUGGGAUUUGAACUAAUGUAUCUUCAAACACAAACAACAAGAGUCAUGACCAUGAUUGUCAAUUCGAGUAUGACUCUACUGGUCAAACCAAUUCUACCUAAACCUGAGUAUCUCAGCGGGUGCCGAAGGCCCAGUUGGUUGUCUACUCGGGCUCGGUCAAAGUCGAGUUUAUCUAUCUCAACGGGAAAUCCGACCGAGUUAACCAACUGAUUCGAGCAACAGGCCACUUCAAAAUGAUGUUGUUUUCAACAAUUCAUAUAUGUAGCCAUGCUGUCAUAUCAUCACAGGCUAAAUUGAUAGGUGAUAUUUAGCAAUAUGAAACGAUUGAACCACAGUGAAAUAAUGACUUCAGUAUAAAAUACUUUACUAACAACUUUUUCUAUAUGAUUUUACAAUCCUUUGGUUCAAAUAAUUCUUUUAGACUGACGGAAACAAAAGUUUUAAGGCACAUUUUGAAUUAUCUAUUGCAAAAAGCAUAAGUCAGUUAGCGAUAAUGAGAAUAUGCGAUCUCAUGCAACCCAAAAGACAUUUUGCAACUUAUAUCUUUCUAAAAUAAAUGUAUGCUACUCAUACCGUUGCUCAUUCAUCAACUUAAUGAGUAACAUAUAUUUCAUGUAAUAUUAUUUUUAUACGUUUUUAUUUAUAGAAUUAUUUCAUGAAAAAAUAUUUGUUGCAUGAAAAUGACUACAUUGUUGCUAGGCGUGUCUGCGAUCUGAGAAUAAUUUGGGAAGUCCGUACAAAACACAUUGUCCAACUAACAGUUAGCGACAACAUGGCAUCAUGUCCUAUAUAUUUCAAAUCAAGCAACUUGAGAUUCAUUACCAACAGUGUGGUAAAGAACAUACUAAACUCUAUGAGACAUUUUCUUUCAUCCUAAAUAUUGAUUAUUUAUGUAUUAUGAGAAAUAACUCUAAUAUUCAACUAUAUGGUUUAAUUAAGUAAUGAAUGACAAUUAGUUAUAUUUAUUUUUUUCAUUCAAUAAUUAUAUGUAAUGAUUAUAUUAUAUUAUAUUUUUUUCUCUUUUCACGGAGGUCUAAACACAUUAUGCAUAGUUGGAUCACUUUCAAAAAUGUUAUGUGCAUAUAGAAAAUAAUCAUUUCAUUCAUUUCAAAUCAUCUGUUAACUCCAUUAUUAUAUACCAAAUUACUCGACAAAAUUCUUCUGGCCAGCGGGCCGGGUCAUGUGCUAGUUACUUAAUAACACCAAAACAUAUUUAUGGAACUAACUUUAAUUUCGGUCAACGGGACAGGUAAUAAGCUAGUAUUUUCAGUACUUCAUAUUCGAUAAUCAAUAUAAUUGAAAGGAAAAUCAAUAAACGCUUCAGGAAACAUUAACUUUUACACAACACAAACGACAAUUUGUAGCACAAAAUUAUAAGAUCAAAAUGAAUUUUAGGAACAAACUUAUGUGCUUGUCUAUAAAGUACAAGAUGACUUGGAUAGUGGUGACAUACAAAUGAGUUUGUUUAGUGUAAAUACUCAAGCAAUCUUGCAUGUCCAAACUAAUAUUGAAGCUCGAAAUAAAAUGAAUUGAAAAGAGAAAAAAGUCCAUUUGUCCUUAAAUGUACUACCACAGACAUUAAUAAUAGUUUGAACAUGUGUAAGUAGCAUAGAAUUUCUAAAGAAAUUUGAAACUUCAGUUUGUUUAAAGGAGCGGAAGCAGACAAAUUGCGCAGUGGUAUAAAAUAUUUUAUGAACAAAUAACGCUUACUGACGGUUUGGCCGAGUGGUCUAAGUCGCCAGAUUUAGGUGCUGGUCCGAAAAGGCCUUUAAUUAUUAACUAGCUUUGAAAGAACAUGUAAUUUUUUAUUGUGUAUGAUGUAUAAUGAGGCUUUAUUAAAUAAUAAAUUUUCUGAACCAAAUGAGUAGAGUCCCGCCGUUUGCGUGGGUUAGGGUUUGAGUCUUCUUGUUUUUUUUUUGUUGAUGCAGUUGAAGCAUCUGGUGGGUUAGUUGUCGCUUGGGCCCCCGAAGUUUCUGCUUCGGUGUUUUUUCAUUCGGACUUCUAUGUUUGUGUUCAAGUUAAUGAAAUAGAUUUUUCGUAUGUGGUGAUCUUUGUUUACAUUAGUUGUAAUGUAGCUCGCCGAGCUGCCCAGCUGGACCAGCUCCAGGAUAUUUGUGGGGGUAUACACGUCCCCUAUGUUAUUAUAGGUGAUUUUAAUACGACUCUCCAUGAGAGUGAGAAGGAUGGGGGAAAUCAAUGGAAUGCCACGCAAGCGCUUAGCCUUCGUAACUUUGUCCAGCAUUUGGGCCUUCUCGAUCCUGGGUUCCAGGGGGAUCAAUUCACCUGGACUAAUAAACGAAUGGGGGCGGCCUGUGUUAGGGAGCGGCUGGAUAGAGCACUUUGCUCGCAAUCAUGGCUGGAUCAUUUUCCUGAUACCUUGGUCAAGCACUUUACGGAUCAGGGAUCGGACCAUCGGGCGCUCCUCCUCUCGGAUAAACCCUAUGUGCGAAGUUGUCGUCCGCUUUUCCUUUUUGAUGCGCGUUGGGCGGAUAAUCCUGAGGUGAAGGCCAUGGUUUCUUAUGUUUGGAAGGAAGAUGUCCAAGGCACUCCAAUGUUUGGCCUUUGGGAGCGCCUUAAGAAGCUGCGUCUUUUGUUAUAUGAUUGGAGUAGAGCUGGAACCACUAAUUCCCUGCGAAAUAUCAGAACUCUCCAGAGCGAAAUUGAGCGGCUUAAACUUAUUCACCCUAUUGAUUGGGAUGCGAUCCGUUGCCUAGAAGUUGAAUUGACUAGACAAUGGGAGGCGGAAGAAGUUUGCUGGCAGCAAAAAUCCAGAGUUCACUGGUUGAAGAAGGGAGACAAAAACACGUCGUACUUCCAUACGGUGACUAGGGCGCGUCGUAAACGGAAUUUUGUGGCAGGUUUAAGAGAUGAGGCUGGCGAGUGGAUUAUUGAUGAGAAAGGUAAGGCUGAUAUUGCUACCAAUUUCUAUGGCCAGCUUUUCACUUCUGAGAACCAGGUUCUUAAUAUGGGGGAGUGGGUUGAUGUUCUACCUAUCGCUCGUAGUGUUACCCCGGAAAUGAAUGCUGGCCUGACGGCUGCUGUCCUCCCGGAAGAGGUUCGUAAAACUGUUUUUGCGAUGGGUUCUAAGCAAGCCCCUGGCUCUGAUGGGUUCACGGGCAAGUUCUUUAAGGCCUUUUGGGGUAUUGUGGGGGAGUCAGUGGUAGACGCCGUCUGCUCGUUUUUUACGACGAGUAGGAUGCUCCGUGGCUUCAAUCACACCUGGCUCACUUUGGUCCCCAAGGUGGAUAAUGUGAAGUCUAUGAGGCAGUUGCGUUCGAUCAGUUUAUGCCAAUUUGUGUAUAAAAUUAUAACCAACAUCAUGGCUGAACGGCUAUCGGGCCUCCUACCUCAUGUUGUCUCAGCAGGCCAAAUUGCUUUCUUUCGGGAUCGCCAAAUUGUCGAGAAUAUCCUCCUGGGACAUGAGUUAAUGCAUUACUUGAAAAUCAAAAAGCAAGGUAAGAAGGGGUACAUGGCUCUUAAGGUUGACAUGGAAAAGUCCUAUGACAGAGUUGAAUGGCCGUUUCUUCUUGCGAUUUUGAACAAGAUGGGUUUUAACUCAGUUUGGCAGGGUUGGGUACUUGAAUGCCUUCGGUCCUCGUCGUUCUCGGUGCUAAUGAAUGGUACUCCGUCUGGGUUCUUCAGACCUUCGCGGGGAUUACGGCAAUGAGAUCCUUUAUCCCCUCUUCUUUUUGUGCUCUGCACAGAGGGGUUCGCUGCUCUCCUGUGUAAGGCGAUUGUGGAUAAGCGUCUGGCAGGGGUUAAGGUGGCUCCGCGUGCUCCCCGAAUCUCGCAUUUAUUCUUUGCCGAUGAUUCUUAUCUGUUCUUGUGGGGCACUCUUUAGGAAUGUGAGAAUUUGAUCACGAUAUUGAACGAAUACGAGGAACUGAGUGGGCAGCGCGUCAAUUUGGCGAAGUCGGCGGUUUGCUUUAGCAAGAAUAUUGCUCAGCCAGACCAGGAAUUCUUAGCUACGAUUCUGGGAGUUGGAGAAGUUGGGUGCAGGAUAAAUAUCUGGGGCUCCCCACUUUGAUUGCUCGUUCUAAAUUGGAGACGUUCCGUUGUCUGGAGGAGAAACUGUUAGAGAGGCUUCAGGGGUGGAAACGGAGGACUUUGUCAUGGGCUGCGAAGGAAACACUAAUUAAAUCCAUUGCCUUAGCUCUCCCGUUGCAUGUAAUAUCUUGUUUCAAGCUGCCUCUCUCGUUGUGUUGCCUAUUGGACAAGCAUGUUGCUCGCUUUUGGUGGGGGGAUGAGGAGGGACACUCGAGGAUCAGAUGGAUGGCCUGGCGAGACAUGUGUCGUAGUAAACAUGAGGGGGGAAUGGGCUUCCGCCGGUUUGAGAAUUUCAAUCAAGCUUUCUUAGCCAAGAUUGGCUGGCGUAUAUUGGAGGAGCCCCAGUCUCUUUUAGCCCAAGUCUAUAAGGGUAAGUACUUCCCAUUUGAGCACUUCCUCAAUGCUAAGGCUAGGUCGCGCCCAUCUUGGGGUUGGCAAAGCAUCUUGUAUGGGCGGAAUUUGUUGGAAAUGGGCCUUAGAUGGCAGAUUGGAAAUGGGCAAUCGGAGUCUCUGCUUCGGUCCCCAUGGAUUCCUCAGCUGCAGCUUGAUCCUCCGCGAUAUAAUCCGAUGGUUCUACCGGAGGGGGGUGAUCCUGUGGUGGCCGAUGUAAUUUGUCAGGGGGAGGGGCGUUGGUGUGAUCUCAAACUCAGUCAGUGGUUUGAUCCACCUACUUGCCGUAUUAUAAAAACUAUUCCCCUACCCCGGCAGAAUCUUGAGGAUAAACUGAUUUGGCACAA
This is a messenger RNA of Linum trigynum, 5657 nucleotides long. NCBI's taxonomy places the organism in Eukaryota, Viridiplantae, Streptophyta, Magnoliopsida, Malpighiales, Linaceae. The record is from the annotation of a GenBank genome assembly.